Striga asiatica is the source of this 627-nucleotide messenger RNA. NCBI's taxonomy places the organism in Eukaryota, Viridiplantae, Streptophyta, Magnoliopsida, Lamiales, Orobanchaceae. The record is from the annotation of a GenBank genome assembly.
AUGAUUGAUUCCAACUCACCUAAAGAAAUAAAUCCUCCUAAAUCGCUGGCUCUCAAUUCCAAGUCAGUCCAACCCAACCCUAUCCCUCCUCCUCAAACAGCAGUUCCUCCUCAGGCACUUCAAGAAGUCUCUAAGAUGAUGGAGAUAGACCCUAAUGCUCUCCCUCUAAUUGUGAGCCAAAAUCGGAAUUCAAAUGACUGUCUGCCUGAAUCCUCUGUCAUUAAAGCUAAAAGAUGGAAGAGGUCAUCCCAGAAGGUAGGUAGACUGCAAAGAAGUCCCACUCCCAUCAUCAUUGUUGAGCCAACCAAAGCGGCGGCGGACUCGGGCCUGCGGUCAUCUUCAACUCCUCAGCCCUCCCGGAUGUUGUUUCUCUCCGAUGCGGCCGAAGGCUGCUGGAUCAACGCGGCUCUCCCACUGACGAUUUGUUAUUCCGGCGGGGUCUUGUUGGCUGGUUGCGGAUCCUGUGGUCAGUGGUGGUGUCGGGAGGGACGAGGGUCUGUGGAUGGGUCGGGGCCCUCGCGGUUACGACGAAUUUGGUUGUGGCGGUCAGAGCUUGGGACUUUGCCGCUCCAACUUGGAAUCCUUGAUUGCGAUCUUCUCCGGAUUCUUGGGCGGCCUCUGAGGUAA